AAAAAAAAAUAGAGUUUAACUUAUAUCCUACAUGAUUAAGAACGAAACUUAACAUUAUCAAAUUAUGUUUCUGGCCAUGACAGACCUUUGUAUUUCAAGCGUCCUUUAAUUCCCUAAUUAGCUGAUGUAACAUUACAUAUAUCAAAGCCUCCUUAAGUCUAAAUAGCUAAUUCUUUAAAAGGAUAAAACUUAGUUAUUAAUAACGAAAUAUAAAAUCAAAAAACUCGAGAUGUUAUUAUUUAGACUGAUUAUAGAGAAAAUGAUACCUAAACUGACCCUUAUACACCUAAAGGCAUUGUUAGAGAUGGUGAUUAACCUGAAGUUUUGGAUUUAUAGUAUUUAAAAUGGGGUAAAGGACUUCCCACUUGUAUUGAUGAGUUAGAUUAGAUAGAAUUAAAUAGGGAAAAAGUUUGGUUUGAGAAUUCUCUUCCGCCAAUAUCGGAUGAGGCGUCUUUUAAUUUAAGAAGAAAAUUAAUGGAAGAAUAGGAAUUAAGGGAAUGGUCUAAAAAAGAAAAUGAAAUAAAGAAAUUUCAAAACGAAAAACUUUAUUUACUUCAAUAAGCUUUAAUUGAAAGGGAAAAGGAAGUGGAAGAUAAAAACUAGGAAAGAAUAGAGGAAAUUAGAUAAAAAAAAACUGAAAAUAAAAAUAGAUAAAUAGCAAAGAUUUAAAGAAAAAAAAUAAAAAUAGAUCGAAAAAUGACCAAAAGUAGGAAAAAUUAAGGAACUGAUACUUAAAAAAGGAAUAUUAUUGAAGAUUAUGCUGAUUUUGCAUCUAGAGUAUAUGCAGGAAUUACACGAGAAGGACUUUCUUUAGAUAAAAUAGCUAAUAAAUAUGAAGUUUAGCCUUUAGCUUUAGGAAAUUAUGUACUUUUAGAUUAAUUACAUUCAUUAAUUAAAAAAUCUGAAUUUGAUACUAAUGUUAAUUUGAAAUAAGAAAUGAAGGAAAUAUAAAAAAAAUAUACAAGACUAGAAAAUUAUCAUAGAGGUGAAUUAGCAAAAGCAUAAGCCGAAAUAGAUGGAUUUUUUCAAAAAAACAAUAAUAAAGUUACAUAAGAAAGAGAUAAAUAUUCAUUUAAAAAUUUCAAAAACAAAGUUCGUCCAUCAACCCCUACAUGGAAAUAUGAUAUUGAUUUUAAUCUAAUGGCAUCUUAAUAUCGUGAAAUAUAAGAUUAUAGAGGUAAAUUCGAAAAAGAUAAAAACGGGAAUCCUGUAAUAACAAUAAAUGGCAUUGCAGGUGUAAAAACACCUGUAUAAAUAAUGUAAGAAUCAGAUAAGAAAGAAACUGCGGUUUUAAUUUUAUAAAGACUUUUAAGAGGACGUUCUAUGUAAAAUAUAAUGUAUGAAGGAAAGAAAAAGAGAACUGCUUUAAUUGAAGAAUUACUCACUGUAGCUUUAAUUCAUGAUUUAGAAGAAGAUAAAGCUGAGGAAAUUCUAAUUUAAAAUCAUGAAUAAAAACUUAAAAAUGCUGCUUUGGAAAGUAUUCAAGGAGAGAUUAUUGCAGAAACUAUUGACUAGUUAUCAAAGGAGUUAUUAAGGAUAAAAUAGGAGAAAAAAAUUCAAUAAAUGGUCGAAAUUGCAGAAAAAGAUAGAAGAAUUAGAGAAAUAGAAGAAGCCGGGAAAAGAUAAGCUGAGGAAAUUUUAAGAAAUAGGGAAGAUGUGUUACAUUAUUAACUUAUUAGAGUACAUUAAGGUACUGUGGAUAGUUAUUUGGAUUAAAUUAUGUAAGAUUCUUUAGAUUAAACUUCUACUAGAUAAGCUAUUAUUAUGGCUAAUUUAAGAAAAAAAUAGUUUAAUUUACCAUUAGAAAAUUUCGAAAGAACUUAUAAUAAUAAUUAGACUAUUAUUAAAGAUUUAGUACAUUCUUUCCUUAUACCAAAUAUUUAGAGAUCUAAAUUAAAAAAUAAAUUUAAUUAGAAGAAAAAGAUUCAACGAAGCUGCUAAAAAUCUUUAUAAAAAACUAUUACUUAGGCUUCUAGUAAAUUAAAAUAAAUUCAAGAGGAAGAAAACUAAUAAUUAUGA
Messenger RNA from Ichthyophthirius multifiliis, 2019 nucleotides. RefSeq lists its product as hypothetical. The record is from RefSeq and is a predicted model, not a curated record. Lineage: Eukaryota; Ciliophora; Oligohymenophorea; Hymenostomatida. The transcript has 5 exons.